Dermacentor andersoni is the source of this 3593-nucleotide messenger RNA. RefSeq lists its product as uncharacterized. Gene Ontology annotation, biological process: actomyosin contractile ring assembly; mitotic cytokinesis; septin ring organization. Lineage: Eukaryota; Metazoa; Arthropoda; Arachnida; Ixodida; Ixodidae. Gene Ontology annotation, cellular component: actomyosin contractile ring. The record is from RefSeq and is a predicted model, not a curated record.
CAAACCCUCAUGACCGGGACCGCCGGGACGUUUAAACAGUUCAAACGGCCUGUACUCGCCCUUAUCUGAUUCCGUGUGCUCGUCGCCGUUUCAAAUUUCGGCUGCGCGUGGGAGUUUUCUUGAACCAUACUUUUUUCGUGCGAGGAUACCGCACAGCCGCCAAGAUUGAGGAACUAGAAGCAGCGGCGCAGCGGUCCUUGCAGAGUCUCUUCACUCGUGUGAAGGUGCGCCAGAAGACGCCUAACAAGAUGCCGCCGUCGUCUCCACGGUUUGCAAAACGCAAGAUACAGGACGUGGCCACAUCAGAAGCUUCCGCUUGUUCCGACAGCAGUACUGUCUUCAAGAAGAUCUGUGCAGUAGACCUGGGAGAGAGCCUGGAAACUGAUAAGGAUAAAGAGAACGACGUGCCCAUGCCUUCAGUUGAACAGAUGCCACGAGGUGAACACCCAAAAGCAGAGCUCCCUAAGGUGGCUGCCCUGGUGGAAGCAAAAGGACACACAUCCAAUGGCACUGGCACUGACCAAUCAGUUGUGACAAUGUCAGUGGCGGCAAGGGCUGCCCUAUUCGAGAGUGCGAUCUCCAAGUCUGGGGGCAACAGUGGCCGGGGCACCCUUCCUCUCAAGAGGCCAAUUUCGAGACCCCCUCUCAAGCAGUCCUUCUCCACACUGAACGUGGGACGCUCACACUCUACAAGAACUGAUGGUCCUCGCCUGAAUGCUGCCGCCAAGUUGUCUGCCCACUCAGCAGAGGAGCUGAGUGCAGCAGUGACUCCACCACCACCUGAGAACAGAGGAAAAUCAUUUGCUAGACCUAGCACUCCCAAGAAGCCUGAAUUGCCAGGUCUUGCUAUUAUCAAGGAACCUGAAAGCGAAACUGCUGCUGCAAAAACAGACACAAAAGAAAGUGGCGUGCCUGUGAAUACCGACAAUGUUGAAACACUUCCUGAUGCUCCUGUGGGACCUCUAUCUGGUGGUGACUGUGAGGAUGAUGAUGAUUCUGUUUUUGAAAAUGGCUCACUUUCCCUUUCGCACGAGGAAGCUGACGUCACACACGAGGCAAAUGAGGUUGCUGGAAUGCAUGAGCAGUGUACUGAUGAAGGCACCUUUCAAGGCACAGUGGUCCCCUCCGAGAUUGAUCAAGCUGCUCAGGCUGCUACUACUGUAAACGACGGCAAGCCAGAAGGUGUCGGAGAAGAUGUUGGGAAACCUGCAAAGUCUAAUACAGCAACGCCAUUAGAAACUGAAAAUUCUCUUCCAUCAGCCACACAAUUGGAAACUGAAACAUUGUCUCCAACUCCGGCACUUGACACGACACAUGGCGAGACGACUGGUGCUUCACACCCUUCACAAUAUGGUGCGGAAGCUUUGCCAAGCGCACAAGACACCGUAUGCGACACAGUUAAGGACAUAAGUGAAGUCCAGCGCUGCAGCGAGAGCAGAGACUGUCUGAUGACCACCGAGGAAGCUGCAGUGUUUGAUGAAAUCGACGACAUCUUGAAUGAUGCCAUGGACAGUGAGUGCAGCGAGACAAGUUACAGCUUGGUGCAGCCUGUGCAGCUGCAGCCACCUUUGACUCCACCUCGAAAUUCACAUGUAGUCGAGUGCCAGCAGCCCUCAAGUCAUCUGAUGUCAACACCAAAACCUGCUAGUCCAAAGUCUUCCACAGGCCAGCACACAGCCGGGCUUCCACGCACAAUCAGCUCCUUCCGCAAGCAGCAACGUGAUGCCACGCCUCAGCACUCCUCUUUUUCCACACCGUCAAAGACUUCAAAAGAAAUUGUUGCGGGAGAAGAGGAGCAGUUGUCCCUGGAUGACAAACUAAAGGCCUUACAGGAUUGUAUUCUGGCCCAGCAAACAGUCAUAAGCCAGGCCACCCAGGCAUUGAACCUCUGCCAAGCGUCGGCAGAGUUCCUUGGCUCUUCUGAGCAGGUUGAAGGAGAGAAACUGCUGCUCAUUGCAACCCAGAAGCGACUGGCCUACAUCAACGAAAUCCAGCGGCUCAAGGUUGGAGGCGACAACCCGGCAAGCGAGCUUCCCAGGGGGUCCGUGGUGAUCAAGAAGAUUCGGUUUCCCAUCAACAAGGAUGCCCUAAAGUCUUCUAGUGGCUUUCUGUACCACUUCCUCUGCAUGGUUCAAUGCCGUGGAAAGGUAAAUGCAUCUCAGCUCAUCUCGAGUGACGCCUUGCUGAGCAGUCAGCAGAGCUGUCUGGAGUUUGACAACGUGAUUGAAUAUACCAACGUGGAUGAGGACUUCCAAGUGCAGAUCGACUUGUAUGGACUCAAAACUGUCUCUCCUGUUGUACCUCAUGACAAGAAGUACCACAUAAAAAAGGAAACAAUUAGGAUGAAGCUGUCGUCUCGGGGCAAAAAGACUGACAGCAUAUUUAUGACUCCAGGAAUUUCCAGUCCAGGUGGUCCCAAUGCUGUGCGUACCUCAUCCUUCCAGAGCCUUGGUUCUUUCGUUCUGAGCACGUCAAACUGUCACCAGAGCGUCUUUGCAUUGUCCAAGGUCCCGGGCUCUUUCUUCAUAGAAGGCAAGGCAUUCGUGGAUUUACACCUGCAUGCUGACCAUGGAUUGGAACACCGGGGCUUCCUGACCUUGUUUGAGGAAGUGGGUGGCUUCGGUGCUUGGACACGGCUGUGGUGCAUGCUCAGGGGAAGCCACCUGGUGCUCUGGAGGUACCCCGAGGAUGAAGACAGCAAGCCCCCCAUUGACUCGAUAGACCUGCGGCAGUGCAUCACCAAGGAGGUGUCACGCCUGCCCCGGACUGAGUGCGCCCGGGCCCACACCUUCGAGCUGGUUGUUGUGGAGCCCCUCAGUAACAGGCACCGUGACACCCUGACCACCACCCGGCAUGCCACAGUGGCACUCACGAGGCACCGGCUGUCUGCAGACAGCAAAGAUGAUCUGAAUGCUUGGUGUACAGCCUUCAACCGAGUGCUGAGCUGCAUUCGUAAAUGGGACCCUGAAGCGUACAAAGCCAUGGAUGUCAAGCAGUUCGUGUGACUUCUAUAUUCUUCCAGCAUCAGCUUACACAGCUCGUGGUACUACUCCGGAUGCGCAUAUGCAAUAAUGCCUCAACUGAGUUCUUUUUUUUCUGUUGUGUGUGCUGUAUUCAGCGCUUCUGUACAUAUCCCAGUAACUUUCUUGUCAAGCUAUUCACUAGCAAUGUUUUAGUGCUUGUACAGUUAGCCAAAUUCUUCUCGCUUUUCCAUAGAUAUGUAGCAAUAAGAUAACUUUUAUAUAAUUGAGUGGCUUUUCUUUACAUCGUGUUAUCACGUAGUCAUAUACUAUUGUAGGCCUGCAGGAGGACUGUGUUAGUACUGUAGCUGCAACAAAAUAGCUUACCACAUCAUUUUGUGGGUUAAGAUUAUUGCAUCAUGCAUGGCAAAGUGACUUAAGUACUGAGUGGGCGAGAAUGGACCUUUAAUUUUGGACAGAAUCAUAUGUGGAAAAUGAAAGGCUAUGGUAACUAACCACCUGUCUGAAACCAGUUACAGGAUCGUUGCUCAAACAUAACUGUGCUGAAAAUCUACUUCCUUGAUCAAGUGCCAAACUGAAGGACCAAUUAAAGCAAGCAUUUGUCUUUUGUCA